AUGCUCCCCUCGCACGGAAACUUCGCGGUUGGCUGGAUUGCCGCAAUACACAAAGAGUAUGUGGCAGCACGACAAGUCUUGGAUGAAGUAUACGAAGAUCUUGAAUUCCCACGCCCGGCCGAAGACCUCAACUCCUAUACACUGGGACGCAUGGAACGACACUAUGUGGUGAUAGCUUGUCUUCCAUCCGGCUCCUACGGCGCCCAGGCUGCCGCAGAAGCCGUUGAGAGAAUGAAAAGCAGCUUCCCGAUGAUACGCUUUGUCCUCAUGGUGGGAGUCGCUGGUGGGGCGCCGACCCAAGCAGAUGUUCGCCUCGGAGACGUCGUUGGAACUUGA
This is a messenger RNA of Aspergillus chevalieri, 336 nucleotides long. RefSeq lists its product as uncharacterized. Lineage: Eukaryota; Fungi; Ascomycota; Eurotiomycetes; Eurotiales; Aspergillaceae. Gene Ontology annotation, biological process: nucleoside metabolic process. Gene Ontology annotation, molecular function: catalytic activity. The transcript has a single exon. Bases 1 to 336 code for a protein of 111 amino acids. The record is from RefSeq and is a predicted model, not a curated record.